GAUAUAGGUAAUCUUUGGGGUUAGAAAGCUCAAUUUUUUAAACUUCUAUAAGUUUGUUUAGCUUGAAAAUAGGGGAAUGACUGGCGGAGGCUGCGAGGAGAAGAUAUUUGUGUCGGUGAGGUUGAGGCCUUUGAAUGAGAAGGAGAUUGCAAGGAACGAUGUGUGUGAUUGGGAAUGCAUCAAUGAAGAUACCAUCAUUUUCAAGAACUGUAAUCUUCCACUUCCAUUUCGCUCCAUGUACUCAACUGCCUACACUUUUGGAGUGACUGCUCCACAAAAAAAGGUGUAUGAGAAAGAAGCCAAGGACGUUGCUCUUUCAGUUGUCAGUGCUAUUAACUGCAUAAAUUUCAGCUACUGUUUUGGAUACGGACAAACAAGCAGUGGGAAGACAUUCACGAUGGCGGGAAUUACUGAGUAUGCCAUAGCAGAUAUUUAUGAUUAUAUAGAGAAGCACAAUGAAAGAGAAUUUCUUUUGAAGUUCUCUGCUAUGGAGAUUUACAAUGAAUCUGUCAGGGACCUCCUCAGCACAGAUAGUUCUCCACUUAGACUUCUAGAUGAUCCCAAGAGAGGGACAGUUACUGAGAAACUCUCAGAGGAACCUCUCAGGGACUGGAAUAAUGUAAUGGAACUCCUCUCCAUCUGUGAAGCUCAAAGACAAAUAGGGGAAACUGCCCUGAAUGAAACAAGCUCCAAAUCUCAUCAAAUAAUCAGAUUGACAAUUGAAAGUUCUGCUCGGCAAUUUUUAGUCAAGGACUACUUAAGCACCCUUACAGUUGCUGUGAAUUUUAUUGAUCUUGCAGGAAGUGAGCGUGCAUCUCAGUCAUUAUCAGUUGGCACCAGGCUAAAGGAGGGUUGCCACAUAAAUCGUAGUUUACUGACCCUGGGAACUGUUAUCUGCAAGCUAAGCAAGGGAAGAAAUGAGCAUGUUCCUUUCAGAGAUUCUAAGCUAACUCGCAUAUUGCAAUCCUCGUUGGGAGGCAAUGCUAGAACUGCCAUCGUCCGUACCAUGAGCCCCGCGAGAAGUCAUGUUGAGAAAUCAAGAAAUACGCUAUUGUUUGCAAGUUGUGCGAAAGAAGUAACAACUAACACUCAAGUUAAUGUAGUCAUAUCAGAUAAAGCAUUAGUAAAGCAUCUGCAGAGACAAUUAGCUAGGUUGGAGAGUGAACUGAGAAGUCAAGGGCCCACCUUUGUUGCAUCACAUUAUUUGGCAUUACUGAGAGAGAAAGGCCUUCAGAUUGAAAAGUUGGAGAAGGAGAUGAUAGAUCUGACUGUUCAACGAGACUUAGCUCAAUGUCAGGUUCAGGAUUUGCUACAACUGGUUGGGGAUGAGGGACAUUCAAUGACAUGGGUAGGUUUUAAUAACUACCCACACUUGCUAGUUCGGGAGUCACCGGAAUUUGAAAAUCCAGUACCAGAGACAUCCUCUUUGGCAAGUCCUCACUCCUUGGACAUUGGUGUUAGAUCAGUCAAGCGAUCUCUUUAUUCUUAUGGACAUAGUGGGAGAAGCUCUGAUGAUCACUGCAUACAAAUUCUUCCUGAAUUUGAAGAGAACUUUGUGCCGAAUGAUACUUCUCCACGGCUGUUGGUCGGUGUUUCUAUGUUUAUCCGACGCAAUUCUGGACGGAGUUGGGACAUGGGACUUUGGAGGAUUUAUGCAAGGAAGUUUGAUGCAUAGAGGUAGAAGAAUCGAAUAGAUCAUCAUCUCCUGAACAAAGCACUGAAAUCUCUGAAUCGAUGGUGGCUGGGAACAGAGACACAAUAGAUCAGGAGUUCGUGUCACCGCCAUUAAAGGAAGAUAGUAUGUUAAGUUAUAUCCCCCAUUUCAUUGCUCAUUCUCAUGAAAAACCAUCUCCAUGGCCAUUAACAGAGUACAUGUCUGGCUCUCAAAGCU
Camellia sinensis is the source of this 1891-nucleotide messenger RNA. The record is from RefSeq and is a predicted model, not a curated record. Lineage: Eukaryota; Viridiplantae; Streptophyta; Magnoliopsida; Ericales; Theaceae.